CGAUGAGGUUCAAUGUAGCCACUUAUUUGCAAGCAAGACGAUUCACCUACCUAGUCCAGUUAUCUGGUUGCAAAACGGCAGCAAAGGGCGACCAGUUUUUCAUCCAGGAAGCUCCUCAUCAACGGUGGGCACCGACACCACAGCCAAAAAAAAAACAACGGCCAACAUUUUACGCUGAAGAAUUCCCUCCAUUUAAUCCAAGAGGCCAGCAGGCGAGCGGCUGCCCACACCAACGAACCUCCUCCAUAGAUUCCCACUUGGUCUACCAACAGGCGGCGUUUGCAAGCCGUCUAAAAACAAUCUUGAGACAAAAUGAGGCCAUUUCUGCCAUUGCUCACACUGAGCACCGUCGCGCAAGCUCUGUACUUUUACAUUGACGGCCACACUGCCAAGUGUUUCUACGAAGAGCUUCCCAAGGACACACUGGUGGUGGGUCACUACAGCGCCGAGGAGUACGACGACCACCGGAAAGCAUGGUGGAAGCACGACGGAAUUAGUAUUUACAUCUCGGUAGAUGAAACCUUCGACAACGACCACCGCGUCGUCUCGCAAAAGGGCAGCAGCAGCGGCCGCUUCACCUUUACCGCAGCCGAGUCGGGCGAGCACAAGCUGUGCUUCACGCCAUCGUCCAACAGCGGCAACACUGGCUGGCUAUCCACCGGCAGCCCGAACGGCGGCAUCCGCCUGACGCUCGACCUGGCCAUCGGCGAGACCUCUGCGCUCGAGAGCAGCGACAAGGACAAGCUCGAGGACAUUGCCACCCGCGUCAAGGAUCUCAACAUGCGUCUGCAGGACAUCCGCAGAGAGCAGGUCUUUCAGAGGGAACGGGAAGCGGAGUUCCGUGAUCAGUCAGAGUCCACAAACGCUCGCGUCGUACGGUGGAUGCUCAUCCAACUCACCGUUCUCGGCAUCACUUGCGCAUGGCAGCUGUCACAUCUGCGAUCAUUCUUCAUUAAGCAAAAGCUCACAUAGGAGAUGCAUUCUACAUGGUGUGGGGGUGGUUGUUGACGAUAUUAGAAGGGUAUUACUUUGGGAUCUGGUGGCGACUUGCUUUUUCUGUGCCAGUAUAUUUAUCACAAAAGAUGCAAGAUUUCUACCUUCCGUAGAUGUGAAUGGUUAUACGAAGAUUUAUCCACGGAAGCAUAAAGAUUUACUAUCUGUACACAUAUAUGAUAAAUAUCGCACUAAGCAGUCCGGUCCCGG
Pyricularia grisea is the source of this 1203-nucleotide messenger RNA. RefSeq lists its product as uncharacterized. Lineage: Eukaryota; Fungi; Ascomycota; Sordariomycetes; Magnaporthales; Pyriculariaceae. Gene Ontology annotation, biological process: intracellular protein transport; Golgi organization; endoplasmic reticulum to Golgi vesicle-mediated transport. The transcript has 3 exons. Bases 313 to 972 code for a protein of 219 amino acids. Gene Ontology annotation, cellular component: COPII-coated ER to Golgi transport vesicle; endoplasmic reticulum-Golgi intermediate compartment; Golgi apparatus. The record is from RefSeq and is a predicted model, not a curated record.